This is a messenger RNA of Ceutorhynchus assimilis (cabbage seed weevil), 1565 nucleotides long. The record is from the annotation of a GenBank genome assembly. Lineage: Eukaryota; Metazoa; Arthropoda; Insecta; Coleoptera; Curculionidae.
CCUGAUAUCACGCGCAAGCUGCAGUGCAGUGCCAACAACCCUCUUUUAAUCAUAGAAGAGAGAUAACCAUAAUACGUAAAAUGAAUAAACAAAUUAGAUAGUUUUUCCUUAGCUUUUGCUCAAUUAAUAUUUGGUUCAUAAAUUCAAUAUUGUGAUUAUAGUUUAUCAAAUAUAAUAAAAUGUGUUUUUGCCAGCCACAUUACAGAUUAAAAAGAAAACAUUUAUGAGCCUAAAAACGCCCAGCCUUCAUCGUUUAUACCGACAAUGUGAUCAAUGGCAUAACAGAAAAGCAAUUUCCAAAGAAAACUCAAAAACAGAAGACAACUGUGUACAAAAAAACAGAAUAAUGACAAAAGGAGAGAAUGAGACUGAGAAAAAUUAAGCGCAGCCAAGCCAGCGGUUGGAGGGUGAUUCGACGAUGCGUGAUAUUUUUUACUGCUAUUUGCUUAGUGCCUGUUUUUUUGGUAUUCAUGGUCGCUACCGAUCAUUACGUUAGACCCGAAAGGCAUAAGUUAUCUUUCACAUUGCACAAAAGUUUUAGAGAUGAUAAUGAUCUACACUCCAAUCCAAACAACCACAAUUUUUCCAUGGUAUACAAAAGACUCGACCAACGAAGAAGACACUUGAGAAAAGCUUGUCAUAUUCUCGGCCUAGACAAAAACGGCAACGACAGUUUACACAGGCCUAAUUCUUGGGAGUAUUUGGUAGACCAGAAGCACCGUCUUGUUUGGUGUAAUGUCUUUAAAGCUGCUAGUACUUCUUGGAUGUAUAAUUUUAAUAUCUUAGCUGGUUAUUCUCCAUAUUUUCUUCGCAAAAGCCGAACGCCGCCUUUAACAUUAGCCAGACAAAAAUACGGCCGUCCAACUUUAGAAUCUUUACAGGAAGCUUUAGAAGACGAAAAAAGUGUCUCGUUUCUUAUUGUGAGACACCCGCUGGAACGACUUUUGUCAGCUUACAGGGAUAAGAUACAGUAUGCGGUUUCCGGGUCGUACCAUUUCAAAUUAGGCAGAGAUAUUAUAAAGAAUUAUAGAAAGAAGGGAACAGCCGGUCCUAAAUAUCCAACAUAUCCUGAAUUUAUCAAAUGGUUAGUGGACUCUGUAAAAGGUGGCAAGCCAUUAGACAUGCACUGGACACCUAUAGUGGAAUUUUGUACACCCUGUAUGUUCAAUAUCAAGAUAAUUGCUCACACGGAAACGUUGGAAGACGACCAAGACUUCAUUAUCAAAAGUGCCGGACUACAAGACGUCAUCAAACCCGAGUGGAAAAACGCUGGCAAGGGAUCUACUACAGCCCAUAUAUCUAGUCAUUAUUCUCAGCUUACUAGAUCGCUAAUUUUACAGCUCUAUCAUAUUUUUAGAUUUGACUUCGAACUUUUCAACUACUCUUUAAAUGGCUACCUAGAAGUUGGGCAACCCGAUCAAGAUCCAUCCACGCUUCUCGCAGCGAUCACUAUGAAAGAUACUAAGCCUAAUUCGAUACCGCAUAUUUAUUGACUACAUCCCUACAACCUUCACGUAAUAAUUAUUAUUUAUUGUUAAGUUUUAAAUAAAAACUUUUAUCGACAA